AUGCCGGACCACAACGGUCAAUACGAACUCCUCCCACGCUCCUCGCGCGACCUCGACUCUGUGCCUGAUGAAUUCAAGGACAAGCCUCUGCCGCGAUCUCGACGAUCUAUAUUUUCAGUUGCGCGGAAAAUAAGGCGGGUAUGCAGAGUUUGCAGACCGUUGUAUAUCGUUGUGGCGUUGGUGCUCUUUCUACUAUGGCAGAUCACGUUCAAUACUUCGUACAUGAGCCCACCCCCGUUUGAGAUUCCUACGGACGAGAAGGUCUUUAUCGCGGCGAAUAUCAUCGAUGGAGAGCUGAUAGAUGGCGCGUGGGGCAAGUCGCUGCUGGAUUUGGUGGAGCUUAUAGGGAAGGACCGUGUCUAUGUGUCUAUCUAUGGGGGUCCUACAUCUGCGUUGAGGAACUUAGAUGGGAAAUUGCCAUGUGGGCAUAGUCUGGUAUCUGAGAAAGAGCACCCGUUGGAUAUGGAUGCUAUACCAAGGACGAAACUACCUACUGGAGAGACCAGAGUCAAGCGCAUUGCGUAUUUGGCGGAGGUGCGGAAUAAAGCGCUGGAGCCACUGGAUACGCUGAAGACGAGCUUCGAUAAAGUGUUGUUUAUCAACGAUGUGUUUUUUGACGCUCGGGAUGCUGCGAGGCUACUUUGGGGCACAAAUGUUAAUGACAAUGGGAAGAGUGUAUAUAAAGCUGCGUGUGGGACGGAUUUCGUGCAGUGGUGGAAGUUCUAUGAUACUUUUGCUACGAGGGAUGCUGAGGGUUAUAGCAUUGGUGUUCCUAUAUUCCCCUGGUUUGCGGGUGAAGAUGCGGCGAUAAGCAGGAGAGAUGUGCUGGAAGGGAGAGGUGCAGUGCGAGUCAAGAGUUGCUGGGGCGGUAUGACGGCUUUUGAUGCCAGAUAUUUGCAGUCGAACCCGGAGAACUCGAGUUCCCGAAGGUAUCACGGAGGUCUGGAUGGGGAUAUAGGGGUGGAUAUUAAGAGUACCCGCCAAGUCGAGCCCCCAACGCUGCCUCUGCGCUUUCGCUCUGAACCGGAACCAUUCUGGGACUCGAGCGAGUGUUGUCUGAUAUACACCGAUAUAAUGGCGUUGCCGGACUUCUCACCUGCCUCUUCCCCGUCUACUUCGGAUCCAGGAGCAACAAAAGAUCCCUGGGAUACGGGAAUCUACAUGAAUCCCUACGUUCGCGUUUCCUACGAUGCGAAGACGCAAUCCAUGCUCAAUUUAGGGAAACGCUUCGAACGCCUCUUCGCUCUCCCACAAGCCAUCGUCAAUCACUUUGCCCAUAUGCCCGUGUUUAACGCCCGGCGUGCUGAGGUUGAGGGGCAGAUCAUCAAAGACAAAUUGUGGAUCCCAUUCGAGAAUGCAACUGGGCAUACAGAGAGAGAUGAUGACCACGCGGAAAUAUAUCCAUCGCGGAUGAUGGGGAAGAGAGAAAUAAUAGGAGAGCCAUUGGACAGGGACUAUUGGGCCACCAAAGGACAUUACGUUGAUUUCAAUAGGACCGCGACAAGGGGUGCGUAUUGUGGCGUUAGACAGCUGCUCGUGAUGAAGGAGGGAAAGCUCAAAGAGGGCGAGGGCAAUUGGGAUAAUCUGCUCAACGAGGUGCCGCCAGUUGACCUUUAG
Venustampulla echinocandica is the source of this 1617-nucleotide messenger RNA. RefSeq lists its product as uncharacterized. The coding region runs from base 1 to 1617 and encodes 538 amino acids. The transcript has a single exon. Lineage: Eukaryota; Fungi; Ascomycota; Leotiomycetes; Helotiales; Pleuroascaceae. The record is from RefSeq and is a predicted model, not a curated record.